Trypanosoma conorhini is the source of this 531-nucleotide messenger RNA. RefSeq names its product peptide methionine sulfoxide reductase. Gene Ontology annotation, molecular function: peptide-methionine (S)-S-oxide reductase activity. Gene Ontology annotation, cellular component: cytoplasm. Gene Ontology annotation, biological process: cellular response to oxidative stress. The record is from RefSeq and is a predicted model, not a curated record. Lineage: Eukaryota; Euglenozoa; Kinetoplastea; Trypanosomatida; Trypanosomatidae. Bases 1 to 531 code for a protein of 176 amino acids. The transcript has a single exon.
AUGUCGGCUGGGGUUCCUGCGACCUUCGCCGCUGGCUGCUUUUGGGGGACCGAGAGGUUCUUCGUGAAGCGCUUCGGGGAUGCCUUGAUUUCUCACGAAGUGGGGUUCAUGGGGGGCGCCGAGGCCGAUGAGGUCACGUAUCCGAUGGUGAAGAAGGGCGACACCGGGCAUGCGGAGGUGCUGCACGUCAUGUACAACCCCGACAAAGUCACCUACAAGCAGCUGCUUGAUUUCUUUUUCCGCGUACACAACCCGACGACGUUGAACCGGCAAGCGGACGACGUCGGCACACAGUACCGCAGCGCCAUUUUUUACCACAGCGAGGAGCAAUUGCAGGAGGCCAAGGAGUACAUUUCAAGGCUCAAUGGCGCGGACCCGACGCUGCGGGCCGCCUUCGUGAAGGCCUUUGGAGAUGUACAGGUCGUCACCUCGUUGGAAAAGGCGGCGCAUUUUUAUCCAGCAGAGGAAUACCAUCAACAGUACCUGGAGCAGAAUCCCAACGGCUACUGCUCGCACCGCUUGCAUUGGUGA